GUUUAGACUCUAGACUCAAGACUAGGCUAUGAGGUUUGCGCUUAGGGCACGGCGGCAGCACCUCGUCUCCGCUAUUGGAGAGAUGAGGCGCUUUUUUCGCCGUCAUGCUACUAUAACGAGAGCCGCAGUCACGCUACUAGCAUAGAGUAGUACUCUAACGAAGGUUAUUUUUCGCAGUAGAUUAUUCGAGAGGCGCUUUCGUGGAGUCACGCCCGUCCCGCCCCAUGGCGAUCGAAUUCCCCCUUGCGCGCAGUUCAACGAGAGGCGAUUUGCCGCGGGCGCAAUCUUUGCGCCAAUGCGCGGGCGUGCUCGCCGCCCUGUGCUCCGCGCUGCUGGUUAUGGGCGGAUGGUGGCCUCCGGUCGCGGACGCAGGAGUGCCCGUCGCUGACUCAGAUUGGCGCGCAUUAGUCACAAUCCGAGACGCCCUGCAGUUCGCAGUGGCGGACAGGAGCCCCAAGGCGUACUGGAAGAGCGGCAGGGACUGCGAGCUGCUGUUCGGCGUCGUGUGCAAUGGCAAGGGAUCCGUCACUGCACUCACAUUGUACGGAGUGGUGGGGCCGCUUCCCGAUGCUAUUGGCAACCUCCCCUCCCUCGCUCUCCUGUCAGCCGGCAAUCGAGUCACCACGCUGCCCUCCACUCUCUCGCGCCUCAGCUCAGUCCUCCUCCGCCUUCACCUGAGCAGCAACGCUAUGUCCGGCCCUUUCCCAUCAGUCAUCACCACACUCACUGCCCUGCAGCAGAUCAACAUGGCUCAGAAUCGUCUCACUGGCCCCAUUCCUGUGGGCAUAUCCAAACUUACUGCUCUUACAUUCCUGCGCAUGGACACCAACCUACUGUCCGAGGCCAUCCCACCGCAGAUAUCAACUCUCACUGCUCUCACAUACCUGUCUUUAAGGAACAACAAUUUGACUGGACCCAUUCCCCCUUCGCUUUUGAGAUUGCAAGCUCUGCAGACCCUUGACAUCCGCAGCAACGCACUCACUGGGCCCAUCCCCUCUGAGGUCGGAGCACUAUCCAAGCUGGCGUGGCUCUAUCUCAACAGCAAUCGACUCACAGGCCCUAUUCCAGCCACUAUUGGCAAGCUAACCCGACUGCGAAACCUCUUUCUUGAUAACAACAAGCUCACUGGUGCCCUCCCUGCCGCCAUAUCAUCCCUCGUGUCGCUCAAUUAUGUCUCUCUAAGUUACAACUCUCUCUCUGGCCCCCUUCCCAACCUUGGAGCUCUAUCAAGCCUCGAAGUGCUCCAGCUCGCCCGCAACAGUCUUUCAGGCGCCCUCCCUCCUUCCCUCUCCGCCCUCACUAACCUAGCCGUGAUAGACAUCUCUUCCAACGGUCUUUCCGGCUCCUUACCUCCCUUCUGCACCCAAGAAAUGCUCGCUCUAAACACGCUCAACCUGUCCACCAACAGCUUGAGUGGCCAGAUCCCCUCCUCCCUCGCCCUCUGCACCUCACUAGUCACUCUGGAUCUCAGUGCCAACGCACUUAGUGGGGUGCCUGCAGACGUCAUCACCGCACUCCCCAAUCUGGCUGCGCUCAACCUGUCAAGCAACUUCUUCACUGGCCGCCUCCCUCCCAUCCCCUCCCUCGACUCUUCCGUGCUCUAUGACGUCUCUUAUAACUACUUCUACGGCCCUGCUGACGUCACUGUAGCAGCCCCCACCGCCACUGGUAACACUGGCAGCGGCAGCAGCAGCAGCGGCGGCGGCAGCAGCAGCAGUGGGAGCGGUGGGAGUGGCGCUAUUAGCAGUGGCGUCAAGCCAAGUGGCGGUGGCACUAUUGGCAGCACCGGCAGCAGUGCUGCUGCUACCACCGUUUGCAAGUCCUCUUUCCCGGAUCCUUCCUCCUUCAGCGUUGCUGGCAACUGCCUGGCGUACGCCAGCUCAGCACAGACAAAAGCGGCAAGUGGGACCAGGGCAUACGGAAUGCAGCAGGUGCUAGUUCAGCAGGAGGCAGCGCAGCAGCAGUGGUGGCAGUGGUGGGGGAAUGGCGGAAAGGAGGGAAAGAGUGAGGCGCCAAUGUGGCUUGAGGGUGAGGGAGAGGAGAAAGAAGAGGAGAAAGAAGAGGAGGAGCAAGAAUAUAUGGUGAAGGAAGAGAGAGGCGCUAGGAGUGGAAAGAGGACUGGUAAGGGGUCCAGUCUAAGGUCCAGUAACCGCCUGGUUCUUGAAACCACACAAGCAGAAUAUGGGCAAGUAGAACCAAUGCACGCAUCGGCCUAUUCAAGCAAUCGAGCAUCCGUCCUUCGCGACGCUCGAUCCAAACUCCAUAAAUCCCGACCGUUCGAUCCGACAGGGGGGCGUGUUGCAGUGGGCUUAGAGAUAGACAACAAGAGCUGGAGCCCUUUAUGGAGACACGGAGCACUUGAGAACAAGAGGAGGAGCAGUGGGAGUGUGGACAGCAAGACGAGGCAAACAAGACACCACCGAAGAGGCAGGAAGAGAGGCCGUGGUCUUGCAGCUGCUCUUGGCUCUGCAGCCAGUGCAGCAGCCACGCCAGCUGGACCAAUCAGGUUGCUCCAAAUCGAGACCCAACGGGACCCUGCCACGUGCCUGCUCUUCUGCUCGACCAACCAGAUCAUGACAGCUGUCCCCCUAAUACCAGGAGCCAACUCCCAAUGUGGGGGCCUGGGCACGUGUCUAGCGAGCAUCCCGGCUGCAGCAGCACCACCUUCGAAUAAAGGAAGUGUCAAUAAAGGGGGUGCUGCUAAUAAGGCCCCUGGGAAGCAGAGUGGUCGGCUGGUCAGCUUCUCAUGUGGCUGUGUGCCAGGCUUGGCUAUUCCUUCGUCAAAUGGACUCUCGUGCACUGCUCUAGCAAAACCUACUCCUCCUCCCUCUUCUUCUCCUCCUCCUCGCAAGUCACCUCCUCCCCAAGCCGUGCCUAUCACUCCUCCACCUCCCUCACUCUCACCUCCCUCACAAUCUUCUCCUCCCCCUUUCCUCCCUCCCCCUCUCCUUCCCUCUCCUCCCCUCCCUCACUCCCCUCCUCCCUCAUCACCGUCCACCUCCCAACCCUCCCCUCCCCAUCCUCCUCCCCUUGCAUCUCCCCUAGACACACCAGACAGCCCUCCUCCUCCCCUCCCUCACUCGCCUCCUCCCUCAUCACCGUCCGCCUCCCAACCCUCCCCUCCCCAUCCUCCUCCCCUUGCAUCUCCCCUAGACACACCAGGCAGCCCUCCUCCUCCCCUCCCUCACUCGCCUCCUCCCUCAACACCCUCCUCCUCCCAGCCGUCUCCUCCAUAUCCUUCCCUCUCCUCCUCACCUCCUCCUCUCCUCCCCUCCUCACCUCCUCCUUCCCUGCAAAUUGAGAGUCAAGAGCAGCCCAACCCACCCCCAUCCACCUCCGGUUCCCAGCAGCUCCAACCCCCUCCUCCUGCUCUUGCUUCCCCGGCUCCCUCACCCCUUCCAUCUCUGACUGGCUCGAUACCAUCCCCAUCCCCUCCUGAUGCUGACUCGUUCCUAACUUCAUCACUAUCCCCACCACCAUCACCAUCGUUACUAUCACCAUCACCACCAUUACCAUCACCAUCAUUUUUAUCACCAUCGUCAUCACUAUCACCACCACCACCAUCGCCACCACCACCGCAUUCAGAAGCAUCAACUUUUAAUGUGCAAUAUUCUCCUCCCCUUACCACUGACUUGUCACAAUCCCCCCCUCCCCCUACCACAGACUCGUCACAAUCCCCCCCUCCCCCUGCCACUGACUCGUCACAAUCCCCCCCUCCCCCUACCACAGACUCGUCACAAUCCCCCCCUCCCCCUGCCACUGACUCGUCACAAUCCCCCCCUCCCCCUACCACAGACUCGUUACAGUCCCCCCCUCCCCCUGCCACUGACUCGUCACAAUCCCCCCUCCCCCUACCACAGACUCGUCACAAUCCCCCCCUCCCCCUACCAAUGACGCAUCACCAUCCCCACCCCCACCGCAUACCUACCACCUCCACCAGCAACACCUUCACCAGCAACACCUUCACCUGAUUCCACCUCACUCCCAUCCCCUCCUCCUCCCAGCCUUCCCUCAGCCAGCCAACCACCACCACCGCUGCCACCAAUGCCCGACAUAUCCUCGCUCUCCCCUCCUCGUCUCUCCGGCUCGUUUGAGUCGACUCAGCAGCCCCCUCCUGUCUCCAGCUCCUUAUCUCCCUCUCCACCUUCACCACCCUUCCCUGGCACAGCUCUACCCCCCCCUAUCUCAGGCUCCAUACUCUCAAGCCCUUCUAGCACAAGCCCCCCUCCCCCGAGCCCACCUCCCCCAAGCCCACCUCCUCCCAGUCCGCAUAACCACCAGCUCCCCCUCCCCCUGAAACGUGCCGGUGGAAUGGGUCUAAGUGGGUGUGUCCUCCAGGACAAGCUCCUCCGGUUUAAUCAUGUAAAGUAGACAAAUUGUGUGACUAAUGAAGCUUAGGUAGUUAA
Molecule: messenger RNA, 4406 nt
Organism: Closterium sp. NIES-67
Lineage: Eukaryota; Viridiplantae; Streptophyta; Zygnematophyceae; Desmidiales; Closteriaceae
Source: the annotation of a GenBank genome assembly